This is a messenger RNA of Durusdinium trenchii, 1012 nucleotides long. Lineage: Eukaryota; Dinophyceae; Suessiales; Symbiodiniaceae. The record is from the annotation of a GenBank genome assembly.
CAAAUUCAGGCGGAAGUCAUACAAGAAACCUCAGAUCACGAAAAUCUAGUGCAAGCAGUGGACAAAUCCCUUGCAUGACGCGUCCUCUUAUAAUCUGGUCACAACUUUUUAAGGCAAAGAUCUGGUCAUGCCGGUCAUGCAAUUGUUCAAGACAGUCAACGCACAACUUUACAUCACUAACAAAAAAAUUUGGGGCGGUACCCCUUCGAGGUCCAAGAAGAGGCCCAAUUAACACAGUGCUUGCGCACAAAGCCAAAACCAAGAGAGGUUAAGUGACCUUAUAGGACCUUACUGGGGUACCUAUGGGAUAGCCUAUAGGGCCCUUGGAAGGAUACCCCGCCUUAACUACAAGCAUCAAUAAAGCUUCCUUCAAACUCAGGAUACGCAUGGUUUGGGUCGAUGAAAGAUAAAGCAUCGGGACACUUGAGACACAUGAAGAUUGGACAAAACAUGACGACACCUAUGGUUUGGGCUGACCUCUCGCGGUUAGUUUGAGACACAUGGGUUGAAUGUUAAGGAAUAAUUUUCUGGGCAGCGGUCAAAUCCAGGGUCCGAACCAGGCGACACCACCUGAGUCACCUGAGGUGACCAUGAGAUUUUCCCUACCUCUGUUUGAGAAGCGCUUGCUCCCUGACUACAAGGAGGGCGAUGUGCUCGAGGGUCAAGUGACAAGCACAACCAAAAGGGGCGUCUUUCUGGAUAUUGGCGCCGUGGUGGACGGAUAUCUGCCAGAAUCGCCUGAAAGCUACUCAAAGGGUCAGAUGGUGAAGGUAGCGAUCAAGAUGAUCGAAGUACCGCGCACUUUCAUUACACUGGCGUUGGUGUAGAUGACACUAAGGUGCGAGCGGAAGGCCUGACACAAGGCGAGCGAAUCCUGUGAAAGAUCUGCCGCCGUGAAUGUUUGUGUUUGUUUGCGGCCUGCCUGACACAAGGGACGAAUGUUUACGCCCCUACAUUGUGGAAUGAAGCAUGUUGGUAGUUCAAGACGACAACAUACCCCACAAAAGGAAAA